AUGGGCGAUCGCUCGCAUCUUGGAUGGGCCCCUGUUAAUCUUGUAACAAUGCAGGGCUUUCGUUCUCGUGGCGUCGGCAGAGCUCCGGGCGAUAUGGAUACGCAGGAACGGAGGCACAUCGUCAUUGUUGGCGGUGGCAUCAUCGGAUGCACGACGGCCUACUACAUAACUCGCCAUCCCAAGUUCAACCCCGCACUGCAUACCGUUACCCUCCUCGAGGCUACUGAGAUUGCUGCCGGUGCUUCGGGCAAGGCAGGUGGCCUGCUCGCUCUAUGGGCUUACCCGGACUGCCUAGUACCUUUAUCCUAUCGUUUGCACAAAGAACUGGCCGCCGAGCAUGACGGCGAGAAGAAAUGGGGCUAUCGACGCGGUCUGGGUUGCGGGAGUGUCUAUGCUGUUGUCAAGGCCGCCGACCUGAAAGAGAGGAAGCGCAAGCGGGUACCUACACCUCCUUCACGACCGAACAAUGAUGAUGGUAAUGGAAAGCUUUCCCUGGAGAGCGUUGCGCAACUCGAGGAAAAGGGCAAGUAUUGGGAGAAGUUGCCCAAGCAAGACGAAGCCGCAGCGAAGUUGCUCAAGGACUCGCCCCUCCCACCAGAUCUUGACUGGAUUGAGGGCCGACUAGUGACACAUUACGAAGAGAUGGGAACCCCAGGGGUAACGGAAACAGCUCAAGUACACCCCCGGUACUUCACCCAAACGAUCGCAGAGCUCGCAAAGCAAGCUGGUGUUGACAUCCGAGAAGGAGCAAAGGUUAUGAAGAUUGGUGAGGUUGAGAGUGAGAGCGAGGGCGAGGAAAAUGCAGAGGGCCAGACAAAUACAAAAGGCACGAUUGCGAAAGGGAAGCGAGUCCAGAGUGUCGAGUACGAAGACCGAGCUACCAACGAAAUCCGCACCAUCGACGAUGUAACAGACGUAGUCGUCACUGCCGGACCUUGGACGGGAAAACUUUUGCCACAGACUCAGAUUGGCAACAUCCGCGCACACAGCGUUGUCUUCGAAGCCGACGUCAGCCCGUAUGCCGUUUUUACCAGCAUUCAGCUUCCUGCAAAGUGGGUUCCUGAGCACAUGGCCGCAAGGGGAGAACGACGGCGCCAUGGACGACAUGUAGAUCCCGAGGUGUAUGCACGUCCUGGGAAAGAAGUGUAUGCCUGUGGUGAAACCGACAACGAUGUUCCUCUUCCCCCUACUGCCGAGGAAGUCGAAACCGACCUGUCCCGGUGCGAAGACAUCAUCGCCUACAUCGGGACGAUCUCGCCACAACUGGCUUCUGCACCAGUGAAGACCCGCCAGGCGUGCUACUUACCGCUACACAAGCGUGACGGUGAAGAAACUGGUCCUCUCAUCGGCCCAAUGGCAACAAAAGGCCUGUGGGUUGCUGCUGGCCAUUCUUGUUGGGGUAUCCAAAAUGGGCCUGGUACCGGUUAUCUGAUGGCAAGAAUGCUCUUUGGAGACGAGGUUGACGAGAGUGUGGCUCAAUUGGGGCCGAAGAAGUACAACAUUUGA
Molecule: messenger RNA, 1506 nt
Organism: Thermochaetoides thermophila DSM 1495
Lineage: Eukaryota; Fungi; Ascomycota; Sordariomycetes; Sordariales; Chaetomiaceae
Product: putative UPF0673 membrane protein
Exons: 5
Coding region: 1-1506 (501 amino acids)
Biological process (GO): retrograde transport, endosome to Golgi
Cellular component (GO): late endosome; cytoplasm
Molecular function (GO): oxidoreductase activity
Source: RefSeq, a predicted model, not a curated record